Messenger RNA from Xiphophorus couchianus (Monterrey platyfish), 8501 nucleotides. RefSeq names its product cyclin-dependent kinase 5 activator 1-like. Gene Ontology annotation, cellular component: growth cone; protein kinase 5 complex; cytoplasm. The coding region runs from base 868 to 1872 and encodes 334 amino acids. Gene Ontology annotation, biological process: brain development; axon guidance. The transcript has 3 exons. Gene Ontology annotation, molecular function: protein kinase binding; cyclin-dependent protein serine/threonine kinase activator activity. NCBI's taxonomy places the organism in Eukaryota, Metazoa, Chordata, Actinopteri, Cyprinodontiformes, Poeciliidae. The record is from RefSeq and is a predicted model, not a curated record.
CCGCAGUUUCAGCACCGCGGACAGCGAAGCUCCCGAUAGGCCCCGGCAGCCAGCGGCGGGCCAAUGGCUGCGGGUGAACACUGAGCACCAGCAGCAGCAUCAACAGCAGCAGCAGCAUCCCGGCAGCAGCCAAUCAGAGGCCGCCGCUUCCUCUCCCACAUCCAACCCGAAUAACUGCAGAUGUCCGCAUCCAAGCAACGAUUCUCUCUCUCUCUCUCUGGCAGCUUUACAGAGAGAAUAUCUGCCAUCUAUUUUUGGAUUUCAUCUAUUCCCCUCCACACACACACACACACGCGCGCGCGCUUUCCUCUUCUUCCCCGUUUUCAGCUUUUGUGUCAGUUUAGGGAUCAGAACCUGUUGUGUCUCCGUUCCGUCCGAGCUGUGAGCAACAGCCUCGACCGACCAAGGUGAUCUCUUCUUAAUGGAAGACAUCUUCUCUCGCGCUCCGAGGCGCAUUUUCGCAUCUAUCCCGGGCCCCUGUCCCCAUCGACGAAGGAGGGGCCCCCAGUGAGCGAGGCAAAGGGGGGGCCGACCAGAGAGACCACCGGCUGGGGGAGAGAGAGAAGCGCGUCAGGCUCUGUUUAUGUAGGCUACCAUCCGGGACGGAAGCCGUUUUGAGCCGCCGCUGGUGGAUGCCGAUGGUGUGCACAUUUUAUUAUUUUUUUUCCUCCUUCUUCUUCUUUCAAUCUGAGAGCGCCGAUCCGUCGAGAAGGAACACAUGGAUCCCAGAAGGAGAGAGGAUUAAUUAGAAGGUUGUAACUCCUCUGCAAGUGAGUCACUCUGGCCCCUUCAGAGCUCUUUGUCCUCACCAGUCAAAGAGCUUCUCCCUGUUGAGCCCGGUCCGUCUACGGAGUCUGAUCAGACAUCAUGGGAACUGUGCUGUCGCUUUCUCCAAGCUACCGCAAAGCUGCUCUCUUUGAGGACGGCCCGGCCACAGUGGGCCACUACACAGCUGUUCAGAACAGCAAGAAUGCCAAGGAGGCUGCGGCAGCUGCUAAGUCCCUCAAGCGCCCCUCCAUUAUUAGCGCUUUGCCAUGGAAACGGAUCGUUGCUGUAUCAGCAAAGAGGAAGGGUUCCAAGAAGCUGCAAUCAGAAGUCGGGGACGGCGGGAAAGGGAGCUCCCCGGACGGCCAUGCAGCCACUACGACCAACUCAGCCUCCAACAGCCUAAAGCUAAUAAAGUCUCAGUCCUGCGCUAACCUCACGUCAUACUCAUCCGGUCAGGACCCCUCGGCUGCCACCACCACUACCUCCUCCCACCUGCCCACCUCCAAGACCGUUGCAAACGUAGCUGCUGUAGUCGCCAAAAAGAAUUCCCUCACAGGACCUGGAAUCCCGCCUUCCACCGCCGCUGGAACGCCAAAACGGAUCAUUGUUCAGGCUUCCACCAGCGAACUGAUGCGUAGCCUCGGAGAGUUCCUCUGCCGCCGUUGUUACAGACUGAAGCGCUUGUCCCCCACAGACCCGGUGCUGUGGCUGCGCAGCGUGGACCGCUCCCUGCUCCUGCAGGGCUGGCAGGAUCAGGGCUUCAUCACUCCAGCCAACGUGGUCUUCCUCUACAUGCUGUGCCGCGACGUGGUCUCGUCCGAGGUGGCCUCGGAGCGGGAGCUCCAGGCCUCGCUUCUCACCUGCCUCUACCUUUCCUACUCCUACAUGGGCAAUGAGAUCUCGUAUCCGCUGAAGCCCUUCCUGGUCGAAGCAGAGAAGGAAGCCUUCUGGGAUCGCUGCCUGGAGAUCAUCAACCGGAUGAGUGGCAAGAUGCUUCAGAUCAACACCGACCCACACUUCUUCACCCAGGUGUUUGCCGACCUGAAGAAUGAGAGCAAGAAAGAGGAAGAGAAGACUAAGCUUCUCAUAGGCCUUGACCGAUAGAAGGGAUCUGGAAGGGGAGUAAGGAAAGGUGGAAGGAUAGAGAGGUCGCAGUUAGGGAAGGCAAAUGGGAAACAAGUUGUCUUAACUUAGAGAGAUACAGUCACCUGGCGUCUCUGUUAGUCCACGAUUUACCAAAUUUAUUGUUUGUAGCCCCGAGGACAAAACAUUUCAAAUCAUAAAUAGAAAUGAAAUCACCAGAGUCAAGUAAUGAAUCACUUAUACACAAACAGAUGGCCUGGGGGACAGAUUUACCACGUCAAAGUCAAUACAGUGUGAGACCCUGAGGAGGUUCCUACAUCCUUCAUACCAAUUAGUCCACUGGACUUGAUCAAAAUAUGACCUCUUAGCCUGAAUAACUAAAGUAACGUGGCUAGAAAAAAGAAACCUCAAGACAUUUUCACUAACUACAGAUAAGCACUUAACAUCAUUCAAACGGGGAAAAAUGUCUCUAUUGGGCCUCGCAAAAGUAUUCAUGAACCUUUACACAUGUUGUCAUGCUGCAUCAAAAAACUGACAUAUUUUAAUAAAUUAUUUUAUUGUACACAAUAAAAUAAUUCAUUUUUAUUGGGACAUACAUGGCUUACAACAAGACGAUAUGGCUGUCUCUAGAGUUGGACAAUAUCAAUACAAUAAGUAAUUGAGAUACUAUUUUGGGAAAUUGCAAUGAGAAUGUUGGCUACAACCGACCCAUGUUCUUAGACUCUUUGAUCGUCUUUCAUCACAAUGUUUCCACCAAUCGUUUUGUGGUAGAGCAUUUAGGCCAACAAGAAUGUCCAUCCACUGUGGGAGCAGAGAACAGAAAGGUUUCUGGCCUUCAAAAAUUGCAUACAUGGCACUUAAAAUAUAAGAUUCCUCCAAUUAGUGCAUCAAAGCAUUCUUAUCAUAUUAAUUGUGACAUGGCACGCAGAAUUAUUUUGAAAUGUUGAUACGUUGUUGAGUUCUAGUUAUGUGACAAAAUGUUGAAAAGUACUGGAAUACUUUUGCAAGGCACUGUAUAAUAUCUCUUAUUUAGAAAGCAGAGUUCUUUUCAUGAUAUUAACAGGAAGUAUUUCAGAGAUAUUUUUGAUAUCAGUCUUUAGCCUCAGGCACCGCAUCAGUCUGACCUGGAACUUUUUCAGGGGACACCGUCUGAAAUCUUCCAAACUGGUUCAGAGACGCCAGACAUGGACCCACAUUCACUUACAGCACCAAUCAAUAGUACACAUUUUGAGUCAAUGGCUUGACUUCUGACAAAUAUGAUGUGUUUUACACGCAUUGGCACGAAAUCACUCCAUGAAACCCAAACACACAACCAACAACUGGCCUCUUGCCCAAGCUCCUUAGCUAACACCAUGAUGUGGGAGAGUGGAAGUCGAGCAGUAAUAUUUCUCCCCGGUGAAAUUCUCGGUGUAAUUAAAUAUUCCAUCAACAAUAUAUCUAUAGUACUGUAUUUUAAAGGAGCAUUCAUGUUUUUAUUCAGGAAAACUCCACGAGCCAACUACUUAUAUAGAAGGUUAAGUGAAAUCUUAGUCCUUCUUGCACAGAUCAUUGAUCAUUAAGCAAACCUACCCGCCCUUAAGAUGUUUACAUUUAUGAAAACAUGACAAAGUGCAAUACUCAACCCUCCAGGGCACAUAUUUACAUGGGGAACAGAUUUAGUUGUUUUAAUCGCUGCAUGUCGGUGCUGAAUACUGAAAACAUUAGUAGGGAAGGAAAAAAGGAAAGAAGCAAGGAUGGAAGGAAGGAAAGAGAGAAAGAAAAAUAUUGCAUUCUUGAUGACUUCUUGUGUCAUGAGGGACGUCCUUAAGCAUAAAUACUGAAACAUCUGAAGAAAACCUAAUCAUAUCAGAGAGUACAUAGAUGUAUUUCCUCUUCCAAGGCAGUUCUAUGACUUCACCGUUUGGUUCUAUAGACCCGGGCUGCCGGUACCAUCCUCUGUCUCCACUGCUCAGUGCUUUCAACAGCAACACGGACAAAACUUCUUUCCCUUCACCUACCUUGCGCCGAGCCAGUCAAUCUAAUCCAAACCAGAGACUAGACACACUUUUAGGUCAGGUGACCCGGUUGGCUUUAUGUACUGACCAAGCUGUUUGACAUGCAUGUAGGUUCUGUAGGUUCCCUAGCAUGCUGCUUUGUGUUGGAUACGCCGCACCUCAACAAUGCAAAAGAAACUGAGGGGUGGUCAUGCUGAACUACUGAAAGUAAGACACCAUGUUGUGGCAUCAAUUUGACAUCGCUCUCAUGGGGGAGACUGAGUGUCUUAUUUAUUCAUGAAAGAGCAGGGAGCAGCCCUUCAUUUUAAACUUCUAUUAUGUGGUAACAGCACCGGCGGGCAAAAACGAGCCCACAUGAUUUCCAGUAACUGAAGUUCGCCGUAGAAUAGACAGGCCUCGUCUACACCUCUCCAGAUAUUUUUUGAAACAGAUUUUUUUUCUUCUUCAGUUUGGAAAAAGUCUGCUUCUGCAUUGGCACGGUGCCGUAGGAUUCCAUAUCAUAAUGCUGUAAUGCCUAUUUUGUUCCAGCAGGUGGCGAUAAUGACGAUAAUAAUGAUAUCAAAAUUCCAAAGCAGGAGAUCCUCUUAACUCUUAUACCCUCGUAACGCCUUGUUCAUGGCUUCCUUUCUGUAUACGCAAAUGGCAUCUCAGAACUGAAAUGCCCUUACAUGAGCACCAACUUGUCAACUCAUUUUGGGCCUAUAACUGAUCAAUUAGCAGGAUAACUGCCACUUAAUCAGUUAUUAAUCAGUAUUACUUCAAAGUGAUGUUCAUGACAUCAGAAUGCUCAGUAGGCAUCUACGACAAAAAAUCUGGGCCUCAACACCACUCUAAUGUCCCCACAUUCCAAAACCCUUUCUAGUUCAUUCAUGCGAAGUAUAGAAUAUGGAAAAGUCUUUCCAUAUUCUAUACUGGUACAGAAAUGUGUUUGAAAUAAAAAGAAAUUUUACUUAAGGCCUGGUCAAUGCUAAAUGUGUUUUAGGGUUAAGGUUAAGUUUAGGUUUUAAGGAAUGAUGGGAUUGCGAAUGGUGGGUCCUAAGGCUGUGCUUCCACGAGACCACUGCCUGGACAGUGAUUGGGGAAAAGUUCUACAUUUAGACGAGACCGCCCAGACACCUUAAUCUAGCCAGGGCGCUAGAUGGCAAAGCAUGUUAACAUGUUGACCUUUAGCUUCCAACUCACUAGCUUCCAGCUCAAUUAGAAAACAGUAACCCGUCUCUGAUGAAUCAAGUAACAUACAAAUUCCGAAGUUGUGUUAAACCGAUCAGGUUAAGUAGCACGCACAGUACAAUGCUGUUUGCCACUGUUUAUGUUAUUAUCUGAUUACAGUAGUGUGUUCUGCACAUGUGUUCUUUCACACCUGUGGAAUACUCCACACCUCUGUGGCGGUGGCUUCAGAAAGGUUUCACUCUGAUCCCUGGCUUCAAAAAGUGCCAGUGUCAGAAAGUCUGACCACUGGAGACGUGUAAAGGAGCGGCUGGAUUUCAACAAGAAUGUUACGGUUUAGGUGAAAAUAUCGGCUCCGAUGUUUCAGACUGAAAGCCUCUCUGAUGCUUUUCCAUCAAUAAAAGAUUCAAAAUAUUCUUCCAAAACUAUCCUAACUCAGUGUGGACAUGCACAAGACGGGAUGAUACAUCGUCAUUUUUAAUAUUUUCCGUGUUAUCAGAUCAUAUGGAUGCACCACAAACAUUCUAAAGUUCACGGUUUUUAAAACUCGUCUUUGGAAAGUUUUUUUUUUUAACUGAGCUGAAAAUAUUUGGUUUGCAAAAUAUCUGGUUUGUAUGGACAAGCUGUUGUUCAUAAACUUCUAACUUGCUACAGAAUUUUCAUCUAAUUUGUGAGACACAUGAAAGGGUACAACUCGUCAAGGUAAAGUAACAGUAGUAGAGACACAGAGGAUGAGGGUUUGACAUUAUCAUCCCAGAGGCUUUACCUUGAUAACUUUAUGUCAUAAAGUCAAACUGUAGCGAAUAAACUGUCUUCAGUUGUUAAAAUCCUCUGCUUUCUCAUAAAGGUCAGAGAUAUUGUGCCAUAUCAUUAUGAAGACUCAUUAUUUCAUAUAAAACAAAAAAUAAAAAAAACACAAAAGAAGAAAAAUGAGCCAACUCAGAAUAUCUGAGUCCAGAACAAGAGAGACUGUAAAAAAAUAAAAAAAAGUUUUAUACAUUCUGUAUCAGAGAUGUAGAGCAGAGGAGAAGGACUUUCUUUGGUGGAUUGCAAAAACAUGGAAGCUUGUGAUUUUGUUACACAAUGAAAUUGUACGAUUACCUUUGUUAAAUGUAUGCCAACUUUGGAAUCACGUGACUAGAGCAUUCAACGCAUCUAUGUGGAUUUUAUGAUCUCUGAAGAAUAAUAACAGGCUAUUUGAUGUUUCAGAGUACUGAACAAAAUCAGAAUGCCAUUCGCAGGCGGUUUUGAAAACAAACGGAAACGGCUUUUUAAACAUGAUAAAUGACUAUGAAUGAUUUGCAAAUUCCAGACGAGAUGUGUCCAUGAUGCAGAUAUUUGUCAAACUCUAGUUGCAGUUUGGAAGUAUAUGGUACUUAGCUGGGCUGCAGCAGCAAAAAUGAUGAAAAUCAUGUAGCCCUGUUACCACAGCAGACCUCACAAGUCAAAUAUGCAGACAGAGGAUGAAAUUAGGCCAAAAGAGCUUAUUUAUGUGUCACUCUACCUAGAAGUUUCUGAUGGCUUAAUCAGACCAGUAGCAUCUCUUUUAAAGGCAUUUCCAACUUGACUUUCCACAUAUUGUUUUCUCUUUAGCAGUCCAAACUCCAGGAGGUAAUGCAUCUGUUGCUGCAGGGUAAUGGAGGGUAAAGGUUGUGUUCAAAAGGUAGAGAUGCUAAUUUUCACAAGGCCAUCCAAUGAAGCCACAGAAGUCAAGGUGAAAACAAAUACCUUGUUUUUCUAGAUUUCUAUGAUUUUGGCAGGUCCAUCAUUUCAAAGAGCGAUAAUGAAUGUGCUGUUAUUUGAUUUUGAUUCUUGGAAAAAAAUGGCUAAAAUCUUAAAGGUUUGUCAAAACUGUACAAGCUUUCUGUUUUCCUGCAGUGAUUUUGCAAUAGCUAUAUCUUAUCACCUUCAAUUCACCGGUAAGCUAACUUUUCAUUGGUGCCAGGUAAUUUAUUUCUAAUUGACCUAAUGUAGGCCUAUUUUACAGGCAACAAGGUAAAACUGUGCCGGAAGACUUUAGCUAUACCAAAUUGGUCUUUGGCAAAAAGUCAAUAUCUUAACAAUAUUGUUCUUGGAAUGUAGUGUUGGUGAAUCUUGGCACACUAAUUGUCAUAUGAUAACACAUGAAUUUGCUAACUGCUUUACAUUUAAUAUGUGACAGAAUUUAAAUGUAAAAUUAUGCUAGUAGCUUUGCUAAAGUAUGAACCUCUUCAAAGAGAGCUAGGUUUUUUCAGUAAUUUACACCUAAACGCUCUAAUGUUCGGCACCAACACACAGAGUAUGUUCAACAAACAGUUGAGACACUCAUUUGUCAGGCAUUUGAAUUAAAUGCUAAAUGCUAGCAUGACUGUAGCUUAGCUAGCCUACCUGUCUGUAUACUACAAAUUCAUGAAAUCCCAUUGAUAUAUCUUCAGUUUGAGAAACCCAAAGCUUAAUGAACAUUUUGUGCCAAAUUCCAGCUGCCAACCUGUGACUGAACAAUCACUCUAGAAAGAUAUUUUUUUUGCUAGAAGCUAAAUAGUUCAUGUUGACAUCUGAAGUUUCCACAGGGCCUGUCACAUAGAAUAAAUAAGCACCCAGCCGUACGGGGCAGUCAGUUUACACUCAGAAGUCAUAACUAAUAUGUCGUAUGUUGGGAAAAUCAAUACUAACAGGUUACCAAUAGCUGCCACAUGUUCAAAAUAUGGUGACAAUUCUAAUAAGAACAUAUUUAUUUCCACUUCUGAUGGUUUGUAUGUCAUGAAAUCAAUCACUAAUCAUGAUACUCAUAUUGAACAUUUUUACAGUGUUUUCACCAAUAAGAUGUAUUGUGGACUUGUAUAAGUUAGCCUGUUCACACAGUGGAACAGUUCUUAAUUUCCACUGGUUUUGCAUCUGUCAGAUGGAAUAUAUAGUUAAAUUCAGGGUGACAUCAAUUCCAGAUUAAGCUUUGACUUCAGAGAUAAAUGGACCAUAGCAGCAUAUUCAAAAUAUUAGAGCAACUAUGUAAAUGACAGGCGAUGAUUUUUGUCAGACAAGAGUGUUGAUGUGUUUUCCCUGAAAACAAAACGAUUCGUGAACAUUUAUCCACAUUUUUGCACCAAGCUGCUCCCAUCUGUUAGGGGACAGUAACCUGACAAGCUUAAGGCGCCAGAAUGAUCAAAUAAAUGAAAGCUUUUGUGAGAGAAAAGUGUGACUCGGCAAUUCCCGCCCAAAUCGUCAUCGACGAUCCACUUGUUGCAAUGUGCCAUAUUUUAUCUUGUGUCAUGUACAAGACAAAAACUAUUGUGGAAGCUUCUGAUAUGAUGAAGUUGGUACACUUUUACUCCCUUUUCAUUUGUGACUCAUAUGUAAAGAAGAAUCUUUGUUGAACAAAAGUCAAGGCUACUAGUGUUACUAGAGUGUUAAUGCUGCAAUAUGUUACUAUAUGGAUGUAUGAAUAUGUAUGUGAGAAAUAAGAAUUAUUUGAUCAACUGUUACAAUGACUUUAUAUAAAAAUAUUUCCAAGCA